Phaedon cochleariae (mustard beetle) is the source of this 1213-nucleotide messenger RNA. The record is from the annotation of a GenBank genome assembly. Lineage: Eukaryota; Metazoa; Arthropoda; Insecta; Coleoptera; Chrysomelidae.
UUGACAUUGACAACUAUGUUGUGUUUUUGGAUUAUUGGUUGAUUUUUUAUUGAAUUUUUAAUUGUUCAUUUCAGUGAUUGACAUGGAAUAAUUUUCGUAAAUUUCAGAUAACGAUUUCCAACUAUUCUUCACCGCAUUUUCAUUUCAUUCAAAAUUCCAGUGGAAAAAUCUGUCACCAUGUCUUUGAGUGCAAAAUAUAAUAUGAAGAGCCCAGGUGUGAAACGGUUGAUGAGAGAAGCUAUGGAAUUGGCCAACCCCACAGAGGAAUACUAUGCUUGUCCAUUGGAUGACAACUUGUUUGAGUGGCAUUUCACUGUGAGGGGCCCUCCAGGCACCGAAUUCGAAGGGGGAUGCUACCAUGGGAGGAUCCUUUUGCCUUCCCAAUACCCUAUGCAACCACCCAACAUAAUUUUGUUAACACCUAAUGGCAGAUUCGAGGUGAACAAGAAGAUCUGCCUGUCGAUAUCCGGCCACCACCCGGAGAGCUGGCAGCCCUCCUGGUCCAUUCGCACGGCCCUGCUGGCCCUCAUCGCCUUCAUGCCCACCUCGGCCGCCGGCACGAUCGGCUCGUUGGACUACACGGCCGAGGAGCGCCAGCUGCUGGCGAGGAAGUCCACCAAUUGGGAGUGCGCCACGUGCGGCCGCGCCUCCGAGAGGUUGACUGCGGCUGGCGGCAGUCCGGAGUUGACGCAGGAGGAGAGCUCGCUACUAAAGCAGAUCGCGCUCAAGGCCGAGGAAGAUACCAAUAGGAAAGAACCGAACGUUGAACAGAAGGAAGACAGUCCUUCAUCACAGACAAAUAGGGAAAACCCUGAAAUUCGCCAAAGAGUCAUUCCUAGUACAAACGAUGUCGAUUCAAGCCUGAACACUGCCGAUUCCCUGUUGCAAGAUUCAGUAGACAGGACCAACAAGGACAAGAUGUGGGCAGUAGUGAUAUGGUUACUGUUGAGUAUUAUCAUCCUUUUAUUGAUAAGGCGACUGUUCUUCCUCUAGUCUAUAGCUAUUUAUUGAAAUUUAUAAAUAAAUAAAAUAUAUUAUAUAUGAAAUAGAGAAUUUUAUAUUGUGAAGAAAUGAAUCAUCAAUUUUUGUAUGUUUUUGUACCAGUUAAAUUUCAUUUUUGGUACUUUUAUGAGAUUCUUCACAUGUCUAUUGUUGAAAUAAUUCAUAGACGAAUCUAGCAAGAUUUUUUUUGUAUGAUUCUGUAAAUAUAUAU